Stomoxys calcitrans (stable fly) is the source of this 714-nucleotide messenger RNA. Its product is annotated as lectin subunit alpha-like. Gene Ontology annotation, biological process: biological process involved in interspecies interaction between organisms. The transcript has 3 exons. The record is from RefSeq and is a predicted model, not a curated record. Gene Ontology annotation, cellular component: external side of plasma membrane. NCBI's taxonomy places the organism in Eukaryota, Metazoa, Arthropoda, Insecta, Diptera, Muscidae. Bases 29 to 631 code for a protein of 200 amino acids. Gene Ontology annotation, molecular function: carbohydrate binding.
AUUUUCAAUUUAUCAAAGCUAGUAUCUCAUGUUGGCGAAAGGUUUUGUUUUAUUCGUGGCACUGUUCCAAUUGGCUUCGGCAGCCUAUUGGUAUACGGCUGGCGAUGGGAAUCAUUAUUUAAUCGAAGGAGCCACAAAUUACAAUUGGCUGCAGGCCUUUGAUCAAUGCGCCCGCCAGGGUUUGCAACUUGCAGUCGUUGAUAAUGCAUCAAAAAAUUCGGCUUUGACUGCACUUUUGCGUUUGGUAUUUGGUAGUUCACCUGAUUUAUGGAUCGGCCAUCAUGAUGAAUUCAAUACAAAGGUUGACAAAAAUCGCUUAUGGUUCUCCCCCUUUAGUGGUCUACCGAUUUCCUUUAGUAACUGGGCCUCUAUUCAGCCCGAUAACAACAAUCAAAACGAACACUGUGUGCAAAUAUCUCGCGUUAUGAACUACCAAUGGAAUGAUGCAUUUUGUGAACAUAAGUUUGGCUUCAUUUGUGAACAUUCUCCUCGUUCCCAGAUUUCUGUAGCUCGUGAAAGUACUCAAGAAAAUGUCAAUGAAUUCAUUGAGUACGCCGGCAGUGAGGUAGAUAAGGGGCAAGAUCCUCCAAAAGUAUUAACGGAAAUUUUAAAAAUCCCCCCUAUGAAUUAAUCAGUAAACAAAUGCAUAAGAAAAUGUGUCCUCAAAACAGAAGUUGCAAUAAAGUGCAACUUUCUAUUCCCAUCACCAUACAG